Coccidioides posadasii C735 delta SOWgp is the source of this 663-nucleotide messenger RNA. NCBI's taxonomy places the organism in Eukaryota, Fungi, Ascomycota, Eurotiomycetes, Onygenales, Onygenaceae. The record is from RefSeq and is a predicted model, not a curated record.
AUGGCGUACAGUAUCAGUUUCAGCAUCGUCGAUAGCACCGGUGACGAAUUCAACGUUGUCAAGGAAUCAGGCUGGCAUUAUGAGGGAACGGCGCACAAUGGAAGAAAUCUAGAGCCGGCUAUAUCCUAUAUAUGGGAGGUAGGGGUACUUCUGGAAUGCUACGAUUCGAGUCGUCGACUGAAGAGACAUGAUGCGACCGCCAAAGAUUUUCAUCCAAGAUACUAUACUGGGGGCGGAGCGCAACAGCUUAGGGAUCAAUCCCCUAAUUGCAAGGCGACCAUCAGUGAUGGCACUGUUAUUAAACUCAAUUUCUCUGUGACUGAAGGUAACCGGCUGCGCGCCGACCUCAAAAUUGGUGAAGGCCCAAUCCUCUUCUCCGGGCAAAACCAUGUCAAAAACGACCUCGGCCCUGAUGUGAAAAGUAUCACAGUUUAUUUCAUCGAGAGAACUCCGGUGGAAAUACCUACAGGUGCAGUUAAGAUCUUGAAAGGCAGAUCUAAUCAGUGCAUUGUCAAGUAUAACAACGGAACAAGAAGGCGGUGUGACAUAAGCAUUGGCUAUCAGUUCAAGGAGUUUGUUGAUGUCAAUAUUACUCCGUAUGGUAAUGAUAUCCGAGCGAAAUCCCCUGCAGGAAUUGGUGGUGAAUGGAAACUUGUGGUGUAA